Messenger RNA from Lolium rigidum, 1869 nucleotides. RefSeq names its product protein CPR-5-like. The record is from RefSeq and is a predicted model, not a curated record. The coding region runs from base 16 to 1551 and encodes 511 amino acids. Gene Ontology annotation, biological process: defense response; leaf senescence; trichome morphogenesis. The transcript has 5 exons. NCBI's taxonomy places the organism in Eukaryota, Viridiplantae, Streptophyta, Magnoliopsida, Poales, Poaceae.
AGGGCCCCCUUUCCGAUGGACGGGGCCCACGCCGCCGGCGACUCGCCUGAGGCGUCCUCCUCGGCGUCUUCCACCGGCUCGGCCUCCCGGCGCUCGCGGAAGCACAGGGCGUUUCACCUGCGGCGGCGGCCGCUGUCCGUCCGGGCAGGAGGGGGCGGCGGCGGUGGCAGCGGAAGCAAGGGAGCAACCGGCGACGGCGUGCAGGACCUCGCCCUGCCUCUGGGGAUGUCCUUCGCGGCGGUUCUUGCCCAGGUUUUGAAUAAAAGCAGUGGUUCUGGAAACGGAUUACAACCUGAUUACCUUUCAAAGAUGUGUACCUCCGCGGUGAAGGAGUCUUUAACAAAUAUAUAUGGCGACAGAUUUGACAGUUUCAUGGGAAACUUCGAGAAAUCAUUUGGCAGUACACUGAGGACGCUUCAUCUACUCAAUGAGGCACCUGUCUAUGAGCAAGAUAUCCCUCAAUGUUCUCACGGUGAUGGUAGUCCUGUGACUGAGACCAAAUUGAGUGGCGCUGAAUCACAAGGCCCGAUAUCUGGUGUCCAGCAGAGCCCACUCGUGAAUUCCAUGAAUAAGCAGAUUAUUCUUCAUGCUGGUGUCAAUCAACAACUGGUUCAGCUACCUCGUAGCAGAUCUAGCCCAGAGUGUGAUCAGGACAUUCUUAAUGUAUUUGAGAGAUCUCUGAAUGAGCAAGUUCGUUCAAAUGAGCUCAAAGAACUUGAAAUAGGACUUAAUAUGAGAAGGUUACAGCUAAAGCAAUCUCAUUUGGCUCUCAGCUCCUACUCACACAUGUUAGAGAAGAUCAAAAUCUCGAUGGGAUUUCAGAAAGCUGCUUUCAGAGAGGAGAAAUUAAAGACUCAAAUGGAAGACACAAGACAUGCAGAAUUUCUCAAGAGGCUUAUAGAUAUGCUUCUUACAGCAGUGGUUUUUAUGUCUGCCUGUUUCGGAUAUGGAACAUAUAUUUAUUCGUAUCAGCGGAUAACCGCUGUUACUGCAGCUUGUGCAGCUGCUUCAAGGGAGUCCAAAUCCUGGUGGAUGCCAAAUUCUGUAUCAACUUUCAACUCAGGAUUGCUAUUUUUCAGAUGUCAUUUGAUUGCAUCAACAAGGAUAUUUUUUGGCAUCUUGAUGGUUCUAUUGAUUGCUUGGUUGAUAUUCCAGCGUUCUGCAAUGACUGGAUCCAACAUGCCAAUAACAUUCAAUCUUGUGUUAUUGGGAGGUGUUUGUGGUUUUGCUGGAAGGUUCUGCGUGGACACACUGGGUGGGGAUGGAAAUAUUUGGCUCAUCUUCUGGGAGAUCCUUUGUGCCAUCCAUUUACUUGGAAACAGUUACCCAUCUCUUCUGCAUCGUGGUCUUCACGGUCCUAUUUCUGUGACACACAGAUCCAAGGCUGUCGGUUUGCCGUAUUGGGUUCGCCGGUACAUAUUUUACGCUGCAGUGGCCUUGAUCCUUCCAUGCCUGGCUGGUUUGUUGCCGUUUGCGUCCCUAUCAGACUGGACGGAACAUGCAGUUGAAUCUAUAAAGUCCAGAUUUACUGGAAGCGACAUUGAGACUUGAAGAGAUUGGAUGUGGUCACUCCCUGGAGUUCUGUCAGGUGAACAACAAUAAGGCACCUGUUUUCUGAAGAUGAAGUUUGUCCCACUGUUGUCCAAGAUGAAGCAUGUCAUUGGGAUAGGAGUCAGUAUAGAAAGAAUGUCAGCUAUGUUUGCCUGGCUUGGUGUCACCUCAGGCCUCACCCAGCCUAAGUUAUUACUUUGUAUUGAAGCUUGAAAUAUCUGAAGAACCAAGUUCUCUCAGGAAUGGUCAAUAUAUCAUGUAAACUAUAGUUGCCUACUUUUUGUGGCUCGGAUGUGUUCAAUAUAAAGUUUUGAUAGU